Molecule: messenger RNA, 627 nt
Organism: Penicillium daleae
Lineage: Eukaryota; Fungi; Ascomycota; Eurotiomycetes; Eurotiales; Aspergillaceae
Product: glutathione S-transferase
Exons: 5
Coding region: 1-627 (208 amino acids)
Biological process (GO): glutathione metabolic process
Molecular function (GO): glutathione transferase activity
Source: RefSeq, a predicted model, not a curated record
AUGACUUCAGCAUCACCAGUUGUCUAUCACUACUUCAAUAUUGGUCGCCUGGGCCGCGGCGAAGUGAUCAAGCUUUUCAUGCAAGAUGCUGGGAUUGAAUUCAAAGAGGUUCGCUAUUCACUCGACGACACGUGGGCCAAGGUCAGCAAAGACCUACAGGCGCAAGGCAAAUCUCGGACUGGAAAAGUCCCUAUCCUCGAGAUACACGGCUUGACACUCACUCAACACCUCCCUAUUUUGCGUUAUCUCGCCCGAGACCUCGGUCGAUACGACGGGGAGACCAACGCUGAGAAGUACCUCGUUGACGCCGUAGCUGACAUCUACAUUGAUUGGAGAUCUCGUUGGGUCAAAAACCUGGAUGAGAAGACUGAGGCGUACAAAGACGGAUUUGUCCCUGAAAGUUACAAGGUCUUGGGCGAGUACUACGACGAUUACACGGGCCCGUAUCUUCUAGGCGACAAGGUCACCUACGCCGACUUCGCGGUCUACCAGGCCAUCGAUAAUGAUGAGAGAACAGGCACUCUUCCUUCCACUCUUCCGGAGUCGCUUCGCACAUUCAGGGUUGCUUUUGAACAGCGGCCGAACAUUGCCAGUUACAUCAAGGAGAACCUGCCGGGCGCAAAGUGA